This is a messenger RNA of Caenorhabditis auriculariae, 1013 nucleotides long. The record is from the annotation of a GenBank genome assembly. NCBI's taxonomy places the organism in Eukaryota, Metazoa, Nematoda, Chromadorea, Rhabditida, Rhabditidae.
AUGGACUAUAUAAAGUUGUUCGUUUGGAAGAAGAAUGUAAAUUUUGAAUUAUUUCGGAACAAUCUAAUUGAUCUCUUGAAUAGGAUUUCGGUUCGGAACUUUUUUCGGAUGGUAAUUUUGUACCUCGAACUAUGACCUCUGUCAUAAAUCCAAAAAUUGGCCAGCCAGGGAAAAUGUCUGGAGCUACCGACUAAUCAGCUCGACAUUGGUAAAGCGAAUUCGGACGAGUCGGGGUAUUUCUAGUGACCACUUCAGUAGCGUCAGCACCCUUAAGAGAAGCCUAAAAUUGUUCAGAAACGUCCGGAGCACGUCCGCUUUGUGUCACCACCGUCCGAGAGGGAAGGCGGUCCUUCGCUUUCGCGAUGGCGCGCACUCGUCAGUCGCUUCCGUCCCAAUGAAACUGCUCCUUGUGGCUCUCUGCGUCGUUUCCGCCCUCACACGUCCUCCGGUUCUUCACCUCGACGGUCCCUACUGUCACUACUGCGAGGUAAACUCGUUCUUCUCGAAGAAUAUCUUUCAUUUGUGCGAUCAUCUACAACAUUUCAAAAAUGUGCUCUAAAACUGACUAAAAGGCAACAUUUUAUAGCUCCUUGACGAGAAAACUUCAUUUAUUUGUUCAAUAAGCGAGUUUUAAAGUUCGAUGAUUUCGUGAAAAGUUAUACAGGCUUUCACAAAAUCCUGAUAGACUACCAUCCCUAAAAUUGGAUUCCAAACAGCUUCAGUACUAAAGCCCUUCAAUACCAUAUAUUCAGGUGAUAAUAAACGAUAUAAAGUACCAGUUCCACAACAACUUCACCGGCGUCAGCGUCAACCAGCUCAGACUGGCUCUCUACAGGUGGGAACUCCGAUGGGACCAGUCUUGACCCUUCGACAGGGAGUGCGACGAGAACUUCACCGGCUUCACCGACGUCGAGUGUCACCAGACGGUCGACAAAGACGUCGACAAAACCUUGGCUCUUCUGAAGAACGGAACGUCAGCCUACCGGGUCUGCGAGCAGAACCAGCUCUGCUAG